Molecule: messenger RNA, 1005 nt
Organism: Tachyglossus aculeatus (Australian echidna)
Lineage: Eukaryota; Metazoa; Chordata; Mammalia; Monotremata; Tachyglossidae
Gene: MC4R
Product: melanocortin 4 receptor
Exons: 1
Coding region: 1-1005 (334 amino acids)
Biological process (GO): G protein-coupled receptor signaling pathway
Cellular component (GO): membrane
Molecular function (GO): melanocyte-stimulating hormone receptor activity
Source: RefSeq, a predicted model, not a curated record
AUGAACUCCAGCCAUCCCCGCGGGGCGCACCUGCCCCUGCGCUUCUGGAACCACAGCCAGGGGCUGGCCGGCACAGCCCCCGAAACCCCGGGCCAGGGCUACCCGGCGAGCAGCGGGGGCUGCUACGAGCAGCUGGUCGUCUCCCCGGAGGUCUUCGUCACCCUGGGUAUCAUCAGCCUGCUGGAGAACGUCCUGGUCAUCGCAGCCAUCGCCAAGAAUAAGAACCUGCACUCACCCAUGUACUUCUUCAUCUGCAGUCUGGCCGUGGCUGACCUGCUGGUGAGCGUCUCCAACGGGUCCGAGACCAUCGUCAUCACGCUGCUCAACGCCACCGAUGGCGGCGCCGCCCAGAGCUUCGCCGUGAAUAUCGACAAUGUCAUCGACUCGGUCAUCUGCAGCUCGCUGCUGGCCUCCAUCUGCAGCCUGCUCUCCAUCGCUGUGGACCGCUACUUCACCAUCUUCUACGCUCUCCAGUACCACACCAUCAUGACCGCCCGUCGCGUGGGGACCAUCAUCGGCUGCAUCUGGGCCUCCUGCACCGUCUCUGGCGCGCUGUUCAUCAUCUACUCUGACAGCAGCGCUGCCAUCAUCUGCCUGGUGGCCACAUUCUUCGCCAUGCUGGCCCUCAUGGCCUCCCUUUACGUGCACAUGUUCCUGCUGGCCCGCCUUCACGUCAAGCGCAUCGCUGGGCUCCCGGGCCCGGGCGCCGUCCGCCAGGGAGCCAGCAUGAAGGGCGCUGUCACCUUGACCAUACUGAUUGGCGUCUUUGUCGUCUGCUGGGCCCCCUUCUUUCUCCACCUGGUCUUCUACAUCUCCUGCCCCCACAACCCGUACUGCGUGUGCUUCAUGUCCCACUUCAACCUCUACCUCAUCCUCAUCAUGUGCAAUUCCAUCAUCGACCCCCUCAUCUACGCCCUGCGGAGCCAGGAGCUCCGGAAAACCUUCAAGGACAUCGUCUACUGCUCUCCCCUGGGUGGUCUCUGUGACCUGUCGGGCCGCUACUAG